Messenger RNA from Pungitius pungitius (ninespine stickleback), 1940 nucleotides. Its product is annotated as kidney mitochondrial carrier protein 1-like. The record is from RefSeq and is a predicted model, not a curated record. Gene Ontology annotation, molecular function: transmembrane transporter activity. Bases 173 to 1033 code for a protein of 286 amino acids. The transcript is spliced from 9 exons. Gene Ontology annotation, biological process: transmembrane transport. Lineage: Eukaryota; Metazoa; Chordata; Actinopteri; Perciformes; Gasterosteidae.
GGGCGGAGCUUCAUUUAUUACCGGCGGCAGGAGGGGACACGCGGGACUGCACUUCUCAAACGCCGGUUUAGAUUGAAGCGCAGCUGCGCCUCGGGUAUCUACGACAGGCGCGGACCUCCAUGUGAGUGGAAACACAACAGCCCUACAGCUCUCCGGCUGCUUGUUGGAGAAAAUGUCUAACGUUGACUGGAGGCCCUUUGUUUUCGGCGGACUCGCUUCCGUCACUGCAGAAUGCGGGACUUUUCCAAUCGACCUGGCCAAAACACGUCUUCAAAUCCAAGGCCAGGUAGGCGACAGCAGAUACCGAGAGAUCCGGUACAGAGGCAUGCUCCAUGCCAUGGUGAGGAUAGUGAGAGAGGAGGGGCUCCGCACGCUGUACUCCGGAUUAGCUCCUGCUAUGCUGCGACAGGCCUCUUAUGGGACCAUCAAAAUUGGCACAUACCAGAGCUUGAAGCGGCUGCUGGUUGACAGACCAGAGGAUGAGACUUUGCUGACUAAUGUGAUGUGUGGUGUUCUCUCUGGAGUCAUCUCGUCCUCCAUCGCCAACCCCACUGAUGUGCUGAAGAUCCGCAUGCAGGCUCAGGGAAAUGUGAUCCAUGGCAGUAUGAUGGGCAACUUCAUCAACAUUUACCAGCAGGAGGGGACAAGAGGACUGUGGAAGGGCGUCUCUCUAACGGCUCAGCGGGCUGCCAUCGUGGUCGGGGUUGAGUUACCUGUCUAUGACAUCACGAAGAAGCACCUGAUCCUGUCUGGUCACAUGGGGGACAACGUGUACACCCACUUUGUGUCCAGCUUUGCAUGUGGUCUGGCGGGGGCUUUGGCUUCCAACCCAGUGGACGUGGUGCGGACCCGUAUGAUGAACCAGAAGGGCGUCGCUCUAUACCAGGGAACUCUGGACUGCAUACUGCAGACGUGGCGCUCUGAGGGCGUCAUGGCACUCUACAAGGGUUUCUUUCCCAACUGGCUCCGCCUGGGACCGUGGAACAUCAUUUUCUUCCUCACGUACGAACAGCUGAAGAAGAUCAACGUGUGACUGGAGGAACAAGACGGCAAAAAGGAGAAGAGCACUUGGUCGCGCUCAGGGACGAGCUGAGGACCAAAAUCUGGAAUGGCUGGAUGGUGAUGGAUCCUACAUGGAACCGCAGGAGGAGGAGGAAGAGGAGGAGGAGGUGGGGGGGGGUUCAUGCAGACCUACGCGUGAGGGGCGGUGUGCACUUAUAAGUGCCAUAGUUUGAUACUGGCAGUCUGCGCCUGUGUUUGCAUCAGAACCGAGAAUGUCGGAUAGAAGUUGAGAAUCAUUCCCUUUUUAAGAAAAGAAAAAAACGCUUGUGUGCACGAGUCAACAAACUUGGAUUGCGAUGUGGGUUUUUAUUUUUUUAUUUUCUAUAUUUAGUUUGCUGCAUGGCAAGUAUUUAUUCAAAGAUUCUCCCAGGAGGGCCUGCGGAGUUCAGAGCCAAGAAUACAUCACUGUGUACUGUAAUAAAUAACAGUAUAAAUGGCCUGAAGACCCGUAUGUGGGUGCUUAGACUCGAGUCACACACUCGCCCUUAUGUGGGAAGACUAGUGGCCUGUCAUGCCAGAGAGGGCAGACAGUAAAUAUAACCGGGGUCAUCUGGGUGAGGGUUCCCUCGGUUGUUAUGUGUUGCAUUUAAAGAAAAACACAGCCAUUAUUUAGGCCUUCGUACGAUAUCGCACGCUGCUUUUAAGUUCAGACCAGUGAGACGCAUUUAUGUUUCCAAACGGUGUCGUUUCUUAAAAGUACCAUGGCCGAUGAUCCACAUGUAAGUCCAGGGAUUUUAUACAGUUCAUUUACACGCUAUGAGCUUUGGAUGAAACUAAUGAGCACAUUGCUGCCUGUCGAGCGUUGCUGUCUAUGUGGAAGUUUACUUUUGGCAUAAAUGCUACUGUUGCUGUUUUUAUUAAAUAAAAGACAAAACCCA